This is a messenger RNA of Lolium rigidum, 1482 nucleotides long. RefSeq names its product trithorax group protein osa. The transcript has 7 exons. Lineage: Eukaryota; Viridiplantae; Streptophyta; Magnoliopsida; Poales; Poaceae. The coding region runs from base 42 to 1181 and encodes 379 amino acids. The record is from RefSeq and is a predicted model, not a curated record. Gene Ontology annotation, biological process: mRNA 3'-end processing.
GCCGCGUGGGCUCCGGCCACUCCCCUGCUCCGUCGGACGCUAUGACGGCGAAUCAGCAGGCGGGCGAAGCCCUGGCGGCCCACAUCUCCGGCUUGACCCGCCCCGAUAUGUACGACCUGAUGUCCCAGACGAAGGCCAUGAUCGAGCACGACCAGGAGAGGGCGCGCCGAAUGCUCGUCGAGAACCCAGAAGUCACCCGCGCGCUUUUCCGGGCCCAAGUAGUUCUCGGAAUGGUGAAAACACCUAAAGCUGAAAAACCUUCAGACAUGGCACAACCAACAGUUGCUCAGAUAACUCCUCCUGCACCCGUUAAAGCUACAGUGAAAGAUCAUGUUAACAUGUCCCAAACCCAGUUACCUACCAAUCACAAGAAUUUGCAACCUUCUGGCCCUUUUCCACCUGGGACUUCAAAUCUGACAACAUCUUUGGACCUUCCUCCUAUGCCAGCAAACCCAGCACAAGCAAAAGGAUACCCUAUCAAUCAUAUGAUUUCUGCAUCAGCACCCCAGUCAUCUCACCAUCCAAAUGUUACCAUGCCUCCUCAUGCUCCUCCACAGUAUUCAAAUGUGCCUUCCCAUAUGCCGAUCGUUCAUAGUCAGCCGCAACAACCUCUGCAAAAUCCUGGAAUGUUUAACCAGCAACUACAGCCACCGUUGCCCCAGUUGCCUAGGCCACCUUCCAUGCAGGCCUAUACACAUCAGAUGCAUCAGCAAGUACCUAAUUCAUUUGGUCAGCACAUGCUGCAACAACCAAUGUAUCAUCCAGGUGGGAAUCCACAAAAUUCUUAUUAUACAGGUCAACAACAAUUAACAAACCAGCCACCACCGUUGCCUAACCAGCCACCGCCACAGCUAUACCAGCAGGGACAGGCCAAUUCACAUGUUAACUCACACUACAAUUCUCAAAGUAUGCAAGUCGAUAGAUCAGCUCCAUGGGGACGUGGCAACCAAGAAGCAUCGUCAGCUGCCUCCCAUUUCCCUGGACAAUUCCCAGGUCUACCUGGACAGAUGGCCCAGGGGAUUGGUACCGCCCAGACGGGUCGCCCAGAAGCACCUUUGACAGCUGACAUGGAAAAGAUGCUAGUACAGCAAGUCUUGAGCAUGUCGCCAGAACAGAUCAAUAUGCUGCCUCCGGAACAACGGCAGCAGGUGCUUCAACUACGAGACAUGCUACGGCAAUGAUGUACACGAGGAGCAGCUGGCCGAGUAGAAGAAUCACAGUUUGAUGGAGCCAUUCGGAUCAUUUGAGUGCUCCAUGCCAGGCGCCCAGAUUUUGCUGUUGCCGUGACCCAUUUUAGCCUUUGUUCAGCUGAUUGACAUCCUUGGUAGUCUGCUGCUUGCCUAGCAAAUAUGAUUGUAGAAUGCUAGUCCAUUCUGUUAUUUACAGGCAGUUGUUUGGACCAUAUAUCCUGGUUGACAAAUGAAGCGGCAUGUUUUGGUAUUCCUUUGCUAUCCCAAUUGUAUGCCAUGUUAUGGUUUAAUU